GGGAGGACAUGCUUCUUAUUCGCCUGGCACCUCUCGGAUUCUGUCAUUGAGCAUACUACACAUGCAAGUCGCAGCACAGCCCCUCGUCUUCCGCGACCACCCGACUCUCUCUCUCUCUCUCUCUCUUCUGCUGCGUCUGCGUCUGCUUCUACUUUCUCGCCGCCGCCGCCGCCGUCUCCGUCGCCAUCACCGUCGCUCUCGCUUGCUCGCCUCAUGCAGUUCGGUUGCCGGUGGAUGCUCGAGUCCAACAUUGUUGUUUUUUCGGGGUAUCGGGGAAAAAAAAAACUCUUUUUUUAGAGCACGCUCCAUUCCUUGUUUUUUUAUAUUUGGCUUCGCUUCGCUUUCUGCAUCGCCGCUAGACCGAAUCAGCCAGGAUCUUCUGUAAUCGGUGUACUGCUACCACUCGUAUGUCCAUGUCCUUGCGAUACGAUGGAUCGAGCAAGGGUUUUUGCGGUGCAGAAGGUCUGUUUAGGCCCCAAAGAUGUGGAAUCUACAAAGUGCUGGAGCUUAGGUAGAGCCUUCUUUCUCCCAUGCCGUACCCGAGCCCAUAAGAGACAACGCUGUCUUUGGGCUUGUCAUGCCAUGUCCGCCCCACCAACCUUGCCCAGCCUUACCCGGGGUCGCCUUGAAUGCCGAGAGCUGUGUUUUCUUUUCUGGCAAUCUGUCGCCUCCGUGCCCGUGCCUAGCCUGGCGCCCGAGGUUGUCUUUUUUUUUUUUUUUUUGCGAUCGCCUUGCAGGGUUCAGCG
This is a messenger RNA of Colletotrichum navitas, 746 nucleotides long. RefSeq lists its product as uncharacterized. The record is from RefSeq and is a predicted model, not a curated record. The coding region runs from base 62 to 385 and encodes 107 amino acids. NCBI's taxonomy places the organism in Eukaryota, Fungi, Ascomycota, Sordariomycetes, Glomerellales, Glomerellaceae. The transcript has a single exon.